GAGCCAAAAGGAUACAACCAAUAAAGCAUACAGGAGAGAAAGAAAGGGAAAGCUUAUGCUCAGUUGAUGGUAGGAUAAAAAGGGGCCGAGCCUCAUCAUCUCAUCCGUCAUCACCAUUUCGGAUUCAUUCUAUCCCCCACAAAGGUUGUGGCAGAAAGAUUAGAAACCUACCAAAGUUUUAAAGAUCCGUUUGGAAGAGAAAGACUUUUCAAUCACAAAUCAACAGCCAAACCAAGGUCUGUUCUGGUCUGUCUGUCUUUCUUUUCUCUCCUCUCUCUCUUUUUUUUUUUUCAUCCUUUCUUCUUCCUUAACAUCCCUUUUAAUCCCUUUUGCACCCCCAGAGGAAAUAGAAUCCAAGUUCCUUCUCCGUCCUUUUCUUUAGUAUUCCUCCUUUUCAUCUUUAUGUGAAGAAAGCAUGGAUGGUAGCUAGUGGAAUAAUCCAAAAGUCAUCCAAUGCGAUGCUUGUUUUGUAGACUUGGAUAAAUAUAUACUUUCAUAAAGUGUGUGCAGAGAGAAGAGAAGAACAUAUUCACAUCCUACCUAUAUAUGCUAGUGGUUUAUACUAGGAAUCUCUAGUUUUAGUAUUACUGUCUAUUAUGUGCGACAACAACAUUGAAGAUCAACAAACUGAUCAUUCUUCUCCUCAAACCAUAACAAAUAGUGCUAUUCAGGGCUUCCAAGAAAAGUUACAUCUUCAACCAAGCGGGCUAGAGAUGCAGCAACACAACAGUACUGAUGCAUACUUGGCAGCUGCUGGUGGAGGAAGGUCAUCAGGAGGAGGAGGACUGAUGUUCCCAGAAGUAUCACCAAUCUUGCCAUGGACAAUCCCUCAAGUUCACAGCUUCAAUCCAGUUCAUCAGUUUCGCGAUCACGACCCUUUUCUUCUCCCUCCACCACCAUCACCCUACGGGGGUUUAUUCAAUAGGAGACCUCCUCCUCCUGGUCUGCAGUUUGCGUAUGAGGGUUCAUCAUCAGACCAUCUCAGGCUUAUUUCUGACACCUGUUUAGGUCAAGUGGUUCAAGCUAGUUCAGCAGCUCCUUUUGGGCUUCAAGCUGAGUUGCAAAAAAUGACUGCUCAAGAGAUCAUGGAUGCUAAAGCUCUAGCUGCUUCCAAAAGUCAUAGUGAAGCUGAGAGGAGACGAAGGGAAAGAAUCAAUAAUCAUCUUGCUAAGCUUCGCAGCUUGCUCCCUAAUACCACCAAAACGGAUAAGGCAUCAUUGCUGGCUGAAGUAAUACAACAUGUGAAGGAGCUAAAGAGGCAGACUUCUUUGAUAGCUGAAUCAACACCAGUUCCAACUGAGAUUGAUGAGUUAACAGUUGAUAAUGCGUCUGAUGAGGACGGUAAGUUGGUGAUAAGAGCUUCAUUGUGCUGCGAAGACAGGUCUGAUCUCUUGCCUGAUCUCAUUAAGACAUUAAAGAGUCUGAGGUUGAGAACACUGAAGGCUGAAAUAACAACUCUUGGUGGUAGAGUUAAGAAUGUUUUGUUCAUCACUGGGGAGGAUGAUACAGACAGUGAUGACCAGCAGCAGCAGCAGCAACAGUACUCUAUCAGCUCAAUACAGGAAGCCCUUAAAGCAGUUAUGGAGAAAACCAACGGUGAUGAGUCCGGUUCAGGGAAUGUUAAGAGACAAAGAACCAACAUAAAUAUCCUUGAACAUAGGUCCCUUUAACUAUAUUAACAUUAUAAUCAGUUUCUUCAUCUUCCUUGUGUGUUAUUCUGUGUGCUUUUUGGUGUGUUUUUGUGGGGUUUUUAUUUUUCAACAAUAAUUAGUUUGUGCUGGUGUCCAACUAUUAGCCAUUCAGUAUCAUCAAUACGUAGUAUUACAACUUUACAAGGGGGUUUCUUCCCUAGUAUUAUUGUCGAUCAAAAUACACACAACUCUGAUGGGGUUGAGUUUAGCACUACUACUGAUAUGAUCGCACCCGAUAUGGAGUACACAUUUCCACUGAGGAAUAUAUAUGAACGCCUGAAAGUCUGAAACAGACAACGUGGGACUGUGGUUGGUGGGAGUUCCAAGUUUGUUGUGACUCGGAUUGCUUGUGCUACUAGACAAUGCCACAGAGAGAAAGAAAGAUGGAGAGUGGGAUAAGAAGGGAAGAAACAGCGAAGGAUCUUUUUCGUGAGGAGAGAAACCUGAUAUAAAAACCUAAGAAAGAAAUGUGGAUUUUGAUAGCUUUCUUUAUCUCAUUUGGGGG
Molecule: messenger RNA, 2196 nt
Organism: Coffea eugenioides
Lineage: Eukaryota; Viridiplantae; Streptophyta; Magnoliopsida; Gentianales; Rubiaceae
Product: transcription factor bHLH30
Exons: 2
Coding region: 597-1670 (357 amino acids)
Biological process (GO): regulation of DNA-templated transcription
Molecular function (GO): DNA-binding transcription factor activity; protein dimerization activity
Source: RefSeq, a predicted model, not a curated record